This is a messenger RNA of Protomyces lactucae-debilis, 1179 nucleotides long. RefSeq lists its product as uncharacterized. The coding region runs from base 1 to 1179 and encodes 392 amino acids. Lineage: Eukaryota; Fungi; Ascomycota; Taphrinomycetes; Taphrinales; Protomycetaceae. The transcript has a single exon. The record is from RefSeq and is a predicted model, not a curated record.
AUGGCAGGUUUCGCGACAUUUGGUCCCCAUGCAUUCGCUAGGAUUCCGGAGCAGAGCGACUUGGAAUUUCCCAGAGUCGCGGGAUCGUUGGAUGAGAUUGAUGACAUUGCCAAUGGUGUUAAUGAUCUGGGAAUCAAUGAAGACCUACAAGCGCAAGAAGCAGCAAUGAACGACCCAGCAAUGCUCCAUGCAAUAGCGGAUCAGAUUGCUCAGGAUGAGGAUGAAUAUGAGCAUGAGUAUGAGUAUGGAUAUGACUAUGACUAUAACUAUGAGCAAGAGGUAGAGGCACGACACCUCUCUGACCAAGAAGCAGAGGACCGCGAUUCAGAUGGUCUCGCCGACUCUGCUUCCGAAGAAGAUCAGAUCGACAAAACCUGCCGUGUACUUUCUUUGCAACUCAUUUCCAUGGCAUUACUGCCUCCGUACAUGGGCUCAUGCAAAACUGUAUGCCAGGCUAGGGCAGAUGCAUUGUACCUCGCCAUCAACAGUGUGCCAAACGAGUGGUGUCAUACUGGCGUGCGCGAAAUUUGCCUUGAAUCGGAUGGCAAGUCGGUUGAACCCACUCUUGAAUUAAUGGCUUGCACAGAUUGUCAAGAUAAUACAUGGGAAGAGGUACAGAAAGCCUGGAUGUGUGGGCCACAUGGCUACUCAUGGUCGCCAACAAGGUCUGACUUUGCCCAUUGGCUUGGACUGUCAGGACCAGGAGAGGAGUGGGGUCAAUCAUCAGGAGGUGCGACGUCGCUUGUGUUCGCCGCAAUGUCACGUCUGAGUGAUCUGUUUGAAACAGUCUAUAAGAGAUGCGGUCCAGCACACUGGUUGCAAAGUGUUUCGAACAUCAAACAAUGCAGUUGUAGGGCCAAGUUGGUUAUGGUCACCUACACUGAUUCUCGGAACAGAGUCUCGAAUCGGACAUCCAGUAACCUUUGUGAUGUCAAGGAUAUCAAAGAACGCUUUGCCAUACAAGGAUGGGUGCCAGAGGAGUCAAGAGUAUUGCAAGAGAAUGUGUAUUGCACCGACCCUCGCCAGGUUUGCGACUGUUCUUUCCUUCAGCAAGUCGGCUCUGAGCCAGAUGCUCCCUUACAAUUUUGUAAGCCAAGGCCAGACGAUGGCGCAAGCACUAGUUCCUCUUGGUUCGAUCCAUCUGCUAUGUCGUAUCGGUCACCAGAGGCCUUUCAUUGA